This is a messenger RNA of Penicillium cataractarum, 1482 nucleotides long. Its product is annotated as FMN-dependent alpha-hydroxy acid dehydrogenase. The record is from RefSeq and is a predicted model, not a curated record. The transcript is spliced from 4 exons. Bases 1 to 1482 code for a protein of 493 amino acids. Gene Ontology annotation, molecular function: oxidoreductase activity; heme binding. NCBI's taxonomy places the organism in Eukaryota, Fungi, Ascomycota, Eurotiomycetes, Eurotiales, Aspergillaceae.
AUGGCGGGCCAAAAGCUUUUAUCUACGCAGCAGGUCUCGGAGCACAAGACGCCAGAGGACUGCUGGAUAGUGGUGGACAAUCAAGUGUGGGAUGUCACCGACUUCCUCGACGAGCAUCCAGGCGGAUCAACCAUUAUCUUGAAAUACGCAGGCCGCGACGCAACAAAAGCCUACUCAGAAGUCCACGCUCCCAGCGUCCUCAAAGCGAAUUUAGAGCCCGAAAAGUUCAAAGGCGUGCUGGACGAGUCCACCAUCGACGACGCAUGGCUCAAGCCACCACCAGGAGAGAACCGUAAAGUCACCCUAGAAAACGAAAAGCCACCUCUCGAAACCCUGAUCAACGCUCAUGACUUUGAGGUGGUCGCAUCCAAGACGGCAAGCAACAAAACGUGGGCAUUCUAUUCCAGCGCGGCGACAGACCUAAUCACCCGUGAUGCGAACAAGUCCUGCUUUGACCGGAUAUGGUUCCGGCCACGCGUGUUGAAAAAUGUGCGGUCCGUCGAUACGAGGACGAAGAUUCUCGGCGGGGAUUUCAAGCUACCGCUAUUUGUUAGUCCAGCAGCGAUGGCCAAAUUGAUUCAUCCAGAGGGAGAAUGUGCAAUUGCACGGGCAUGCGAAAGCAAAGGGAUUAUGCAGGGUAUCUCCAAUAACUCCUCCUACACUAUGGACGAACUACGCACAACAGCACCAUCAGCCAGCUUCUUCUUCCAACUAUACGUCAACCGUGACCGCGAAAAGUCCGCCGCCCUCCUCCGCCAAUGCUCUGAGAACCCCAACAUCAAAGCCAUCUUCGUAACCGUGGACGCCGCGUGGCCCGGUAAACGCGAAGCCGACGAGCGGGUUAAAGCCGACGAGAGCUUAUCAGUACCCAUGUCGCCGUCCAAGGCCCAGAACGAUAAGAAAGGUGGUGGCCUGGGCCGUGUCAUGGCCGGGUUCAUCGAUCCUGGCCUGACGUGGGAAGAUCUGCGAUGGGUCAGAGAGCACACGCAUAAGCCGGUGUGUUUGAAGGGAGUCAUGUCCGCGGAUGACGCGCUGCUAGCUCUCAAGGCUGGCAUGGAUGGGAUCCUACUGAGUAACCACGGAGGCCGGAACUUGGAUACCAGUCCGCCGUCGAUCAUCACGUUGCUCGAGAUUCAGAAGCGAUGCCCAGAGGUCUUGGAGAGGAUGGAGGUCUAUGUGGAUAGCGGGAUCCGGCGCGGGACUGAUAUCCUCAAGGCUAUUUGUCUAGGCGCGACGGCCGUGGGUAUGGGUCGGAGUAUGUUGUUUGCGACAAAUUACGGCCAGGAGGGUGUGGAGCAUUUAGUUGAUAUUAUGCAAGAUGAGUUGGAGACGGCCAUGCGUAACGUCGGGAUCACCUCGUUGGACGAGGCCAGUCCCGACUUGGUACACACGGGUGAUGUCGACCCCUUGGUCCCGGCAUCCCGAGCACACCCUUACGCCCGGGCCAUUGCCAAAGGCCGACGACGGGAUUCCAAGAUUUAA